Messenger RNA from Schistocerca nitens (vagrant locust), 396 nucleotides. RefSeq lists its product as uncharacterized. The coding region runs from base 1 to 333 and encodes 110 amino acids. NCBI's taxonomy places the organism in Eukaryota, Metazoa, Arthropoda, Insecta, Orthoptera, Acrididae. The record is from RefSeq and is a predicted model, not a curated record. The transcript is spliced from 4 exons.
AUGAGGAGCGCUCCAGCGUACGUCGCGCUCCCUGUGAAGCGCUGGUGGGUGCCCAUUGGCGCCGCGGGCCGGGCUGCGCGGGAGUACGCGUCUGUGUGGAGUUUCGAGCGGAGCGGCUGGCAGAACUCCGACACACGGCGCACGCGCAGCAGUCGACGCAGCGCAGUCCCCAGUCAGCUCGCGGAGGCGACGUCUUCAACAGGUGCGAACACUCCUGCGCCGACCGCUGACCACCCGUUGCAUCAGCGCGCUGGCAUCUCGCCCCUGGAUGCGGCAGUGUCCGAGAUCGCUGUGGCGUGCAGGAUGAGGCGGCGGUCGGCGAGGCCGCGCUGAGCCCGCAUGUCGACGCUGCCGCGCGCGCAUGCGCCCGGCGGCGGCGUCGGAGGCGGCAGGACC